Messenger RNA from Baudoinia panamericana UAMH 10762, 1379 nucleotides. RefSeq lists its product as uncharacterized. The coding region runs from base 232 to 1083 and encodes 283 amino acids. Gene Ontology annotation, molecular function: S-adenosyl-L-methionine transmembrane transporter activity. Gene Ontology annotation, cellular component: mitochondrial inner membrane. The transcript has 2 exons. Lineage: Eukaryota; Fungi; Ascomycota; Dothideomycetes; Mycosphaerellales; Teratosphaeriaceae. The record is from RefSeq and is a predicted model, not a curated record. Gene Ontology annotation, biological process: transmembrane transport.
CAUGCCACGCUGGCAAGAUUAUCACCGCAGGAAAAAGCGUUUUACGUUGCCCUUAAUGUGUAUGUUAGAUGCAUAGAUGGCGGGAUAGGGACGAACAAGUGAUGAUGUGGGCCUUUCUCGGCGCCUGAGGAAGCCGUCAGCCACACAUUGCAGGUCAAACCUACAGUCUCUCAUCCCGUACGAAGGAACCACCGCAGUGUGGAUUGCUAGAGCUCGAGGUGUGAAGUGUUGAUGGAAGUCCGGAAGGAGGCGCGGAUAGAACCUCCAUAUCUACGGUCGCUGUUGGCAGGCGGGAUAGCAGGCACUACAGUCGACGUGUCUCUUUUCCCACUUGACACGAUCAAAACGAGGCUUCAAUCAUCCGCCGGUUUCUGGGCUUCCGGUGGCUUUCGAGGCGUCUACAAUGGCAUCGGAUCGGCGGUAGUUGGCUCGGCGCCAGGCGCGGCUCUCUUUUUCGUCACUUAUGAAAGUGUCAAGGAGCAGUUUGCACACCGCAAACUAGGUCCAUAUGGCGAGGCUGGAGCACACAUGCUAGCAGCCAGCGUGGGAGAAGUAGCUGCCUGCGCAGUCAGAGUGCCCACGGAGGUGGUGAAGCAACGCGCACAAGCCGGACAGUAUCCGACUUCGUUGACGGCCUUGACGUCGAUACUAGCUCAGAGGAGUACGCAUGGCUUCUUCCACGUGUGGAGGGAGUUAUACCGCGGCUGGAGCAUAACGAUCAUGCGCGAGGUGCCCUUCACAGUCAUACAGUUUCCUUUGUGGGAGGCCAUGAAGAGGUGGUCACUCAAGCAGAGGUCUGUGGCGAGAGGGAAGGACGUGACAGGAGCAGAGAGCGCCAUUUAUGGAUCGAUCUCUGGUGCCGUUGCAGCAGGGUUGACCACACCGCUUGAUGUCCUUAAGACGCGCCUAAUGUUGGCGAAGCAGCGCCAAAGCAUUACUGCCAUCACCACGAAGAUAUGGCGGGAGGAAGGGGCGAAAGCAUUCUUCAGUGGUAUCGGACCGCGGACGAUGUGGAUCAGUAUUGGUGGUGCGGUAUUUCUUGGUAGCUACCAGUGGGCCACCAAUUUGCUCAGCGGUAAUUGACGGUCGUCGAAUCCUUCUUUAUGCGCUCGCGAAGCCCACUCGCCCGCAUGGGAAGUCAACAGCCUGCAUUGUCGGCGCACAGCACUUUCAGCACUCACAAUACUCGCAAACGCGCCUUCAGAGGCUCGGAGAGUCAAGGUCGCGCCACGGUCGAUCGCGCGAAGCCGAGUGUUUCGGACUGCCACGAAACUACCUAACAUCUCUCCCGCGCUUCUUGUUCGCGGCAAAAUGUCCGUCCAUUCAGCACAUACACUUUUCGAAGAGCAAGCCAUGUAAGUGUCUUGCCUGCGUUUUCG